AAUCAUUACAAAAUUGUUAUUAAAAUAGUGCAAGAAGAUUGUUAGAUGUUUAAAUUAAGUUUGCAGAUCAUCAUCCGCUCAACACUCUAACUCGGAUUUCAGUCUUUAGACUGAAUUACUUAAUCUGUAUCUUGAACAUAAUAAUAGUAAUAAUUAUUUUUACUCGUGGGAACCUUAAUCACGAAGAAGAAAUACUUCCAUUGACACUGUAGAGUUGUAGAAGGUUUAGGAAGAUUCAAAGAUCUUGAUUAUAAUCCAAUCAAUGUAUAAAUGUAUUUUUCCUGUACCUCUAUGAAAAGUUUACUUUUCUAUUUCAAAUAGGUAGAACUAUCCACACAACUAUAGUGAAAAAAAGUAUAAUACCGGUCAUUAGUACUAAUCUAUUUUUUUGAAGGUUAUACAUGGAAUUUCCUUAUCUUCUUCUAUAACUAUACUAAAAUAACACAGCCUUAAUGUCUGGUAUUGUGUUCGAUUUUAGUUAGUUUACUUUUACUCUCGCUAUUUUCUUGUUAUUCUUAUACGGCAAACCUCUUUGAUACCAUCACCGAUUUCUACAAAAUCAAAAUCCGAAUUUGAGAACCUAGCACAUCUAAUGUAUAUAAGUACCGAACUAGUUAAGAAGACAACUGAAUUUAUUAAAAAGGCUCUGUUAUAAUCUCUCUUUUCUGUCAACAUUCUGCGUGGCCGAUAUGGCAUCCCCCGAAGCAUUAAAAGAAUAUCCAAUUAGUGUGAAAUACAUGAAUAAAAUAUUUUGCUCGCAGUGGUUGAGUGAUAGACAAGUAGUUUUCGGUACUAAAUGCAAUAAGCUUAUGGUUUAUGAUGUAGCUACGCAAAAAUUAGAUCAAAUUCCGUCCUUGCAUGGGCGACAGACUAAUCCAGCUGGAGCUCCAGUGGCCGAACAACAAUGUGGAAUUCAUUCUGUGCAAAUAAAUCCAUCACGGACACUAUUGAGUACUGGAGCAAGAAAUAGCAACGAAAUUGCAAUCUAUCGAUUGCCAACAUUAGAUCCCGUUUGUGUAGGAGAGAGUGGCCACAGAGAUUGGGUAUUUGACAUGUGUUGGCUCGAUGAUGAGUUUUUAGUAUCGGGUUCAAGAGAUACAAAAAUGGCAUUAUGGCAUAUUAAUAGUAAUCUUGCUACUGCUCCGGAUAAAUCUGAAGUUCCAACACAUAGAAUCAUUCAACCAGUGUCCGUAAAAGACUGUCAAUCUACACAAAAAGUGCGUGCCCUGGCAUUUAACAAAGCUUACAAUGAAAUUGUUGCGUUGUCUCCAAAUGGUUUUAUUAAUAUUUGGUCGGCUGAACCUUUUGAACAAAAGAAAUCGGAAGAACUUCAAGAUUGUCAAGAAAGUGUAUGUUUAGCGGUUCUAGAUAACAGCAUGUAUGCUAUUGGUUGUCGUUCACAUACUCUCCUAUUGGAUGCACGUACCUUGCAGCUAAUUAAAAAAAUCCCAUCAAGAUACACUGGCUGUGGUAUUAGAUCUGCAAGUUUUCAAGGUUCAGUUCUGACAAUUGGAACUGGUUUAGGGAUGCUAAUGUUCUACGAUGUCAGAGCUCAAAAAUAUUUGGAAUCAUCGAUUAAUUCGAAUCAAACUGUUAUUUUGAAAGCAUCGAAAGGAUAUGUCAUACCUGACGAAGAUUACUCGAACGAUCCAGAAAACAUCAUAUACACACCUGCAAUUUAUACUCAUUGUUAUGAUGCAUCCGGUACACGAUUAUUUACAGCUGGCGGACCUUUUCCAGAAAGUUUGUAUGGAUGUUACGCUGGAUUAUGGCAGUAAUGCAUUCAGAAAAUCAUCUGUGACUGUUGUGUACAACUCUAUACCGAUACGAUUUAUAAUUGUUAUACAAAUUGUUACUAAAUAAUGAUUUUAUUAUGCAAUAUUGUAUAAUUUUCUAAUAAUUGUCAUCAUUCAAUGUGUAUAAAUAAUUUAUUUUUGGUA
Chelonus insularis is the source of this 1940-nucleotide messenger RNA. Its product is annotated as DDB1- and CUL4-associated factor 12-like. The transcript is spliced from 5 exons. Gene Ontology annotation, molecular function: protein binding. Lineage: Eukaryota; Metazoa; Arthropoda; Insecta; Hymenoptera; Braconidae. The record is from RefSeq and is a predicted model, not a curated record. The coding region runs from base 690 to 1778 and encodes 362 amino acids. Gene Ontology annotation, cellular component: Cul4-RING E3 ubiquitin ligase complex.